Nematostella vectensis (starlet sea anemone) is the source of this 1349-nucleotide messenger RNA. RefSeq lists its product as uncharacterized. Lineage: Eukaryota; Metazoa; Cnidaria; Anthozoa; Actiniaria; Edwardsiidae. The coding region runs from base 202 to 1245 and encodes 347 amino acids. Gene Ontology annotation, cellular component: Golgi apparatus. The record is from RefSeq and is a predicted model, not a curated record. The transcript has 2 exons. Gene Ontology annotation, biological process: protein O-linked glycosylation via mannose.
GGCGCCACGCGGUAACAUUACAUUUUCUCAUCUCAACAUGGCCGACUAUUAACACAUAUGGUACAGCUGAAUACGCAAUCUUGAACUUUACGCUUCUUUAACCGACCUAUCCUACUAUAACGUUUGUACUCCAUCAAUUAAGACCAAGGGUGGUACAGAAGUCAUUUUUAUCAAUUUGAAUGCUCUUUUCGAAGCGUAAGAAUGGCAUUUUCUGUGCAACAACAACAACCGUCUCGUCUUCGAUGCCUCAAGCUCUUUCUUCUUUUUCUUGUAUCGACGGGUGUAAUUGUGGCAUUAAUGUUUAUCGAGAAUGAAGAAAAUGAAUUGCCUUCCGUGAGAGCUGUUGGGUACUGGUUGGAAUUAUCGAGAAUGAGCAAAAGCAAAGUAAUUAAAAACGAGGGUGUAUUAUACUCCAUCAAAACUUCCGAUAAAAAUGUUACUCUGUCUCACACGAGCGCGACCCUUCCGUCAACUACAGCUGCGACUGAAAUUAUGCCAAGUUCGACCACAGAAGAGACAAAAACGGCUACUACCACGCCAGUCCCUAAGUAUUUUGAGUAUAAAAUGCCGGCGAAGUGGGGCAAAGAUGAUCCGACACGUUGGAAGGAAAUUUACGGGGAUACAAAUUGCCCAGACAACGGGAGACGGAAGCCCCUAACGGCGAUUUUGCAAUACUGGACCGAGAUCACCGCUAAACAUAACAUCACUUAUGCGCUUAUGUGGGGAAGUUUGAUAGGCGCAAUACGCACAAAUGAUGUGAUUCCUUGGGAUCAUGAUAUGGACCUGGUAGUACCCUAUAAAGAUAUACUUGUACUUGAGAAAUUAGGGUGGCCCAGGUCUUCGGACCCAUACAAAAGUGACGGUCGAACUUACAUUAAUGCUAUUCCUAGCUCUGAACAUAACAAAUCUAUGGAUGACCGAUUACGCUGGGACUGCAGUGGAAAGCUGACUCCUAGCCAUGUGGAUCUCUGCUCAAUCCAGGAACCAAUAGUACGUCUUUACAAUAAUGGAGCAUUUCUAGAUGUGUUUCACUACUAUGACCAGGGGGAAACGGUUGUCACGAUUCCAGAGGGACACAAGCUAGAAAUGAAGAGAAAUGACUUCUAUCCAAUCCGAGAGUGCUUAUUUUUGGGUAUUAAGUCAAAAUGUCCUAAUAACCCAGCUUCUCUAUUAUCAAAAUGGUAUGGUUUAAAUUUUAUAAAGUCACCCAAAACCUGCAAAGAUGGUCAUUGGGUCAAUGCAUAGCUAGUCAAUUAUGAAUAUUAAUAAUAUCUCUCCAGUCAUCUCUGAGCAUAUAAUUUUAUGUAUUUUAUAGAAAUUUUGGAAUAAAAGAUGGCCAAAGAAAAAAA